AUGGUUAGAGUACAUAAGAGUCAACUGAGAAUAACUACAGAUUCAGAAAGACCAGAAAUAGAGAAAACCUCUAACGAUACAGAGGUACCAGUAGAUGUUAAUAAAAAUGUUAUGGUAGAUUCUGAUGAGGAAAUGCAGAUAUCGAGAAACAAAGCUUCCAUAGAAAUAGAAGCAAUUCCUGAUAAUACCAGUGUGGACUUGUCAAGAAUAAAAACUGGUAAGACUAUUCAAUUUAAAUAUCCAGAUUCUGAUGAGAAUAUCACAGCAAAAGUUUUGAGUCGAGCAGGAAAAGUUGGCGGCAUAUUUUUGGAAUUUAGUGGACCAGAAGAACUGAUAUCUGUAAAACAAUCGGUUGAUCUAAGUAAGGUGGUGGAUCUAAAGUUAAAUGAUGUGAUUAAGAUGGAAGAAAAUGUUAGUUUUGUGAUACCUGAUAUUACCAACAGAGUAAAGUAA
Molecule: messenger RNA, 453 nt
Organism: Lottia gigantea (owl limpet)
Lineage: Eukaryota; Metazoa; Mollusca; Gastropoda; Lottiidae
Exons: 2
Coding region: 1-453 (150 amino acids)
Source: RefSeq, a predicted model, not a curated record